UUUCUGAUACACAUCAACAAUCAGGGACACACAGACACAGAUCAGAGGCGUUUAUAAAAAAAAUGGUCACAUUUCUCAGGCACCUGAAAACGUGCUGCUUAUUUUAGGACGCGUGCUGCUCAUUGAUGUGUGUGAGGAAGAGGAGGAGAGGGGGAGUGUUUAAACUACUUCCACUCUGAUGAUGAUGGUUUACUGGAAACACACUGAUAUCCCAGCCUGUGGCAUCAGAGAGGUGUAGCCUUACAGACGGAGCUCUGCAUCUGAAUCGAUCAGGAGAACUCAUCAUCUUUAUUUCCUGAUUUAUUUAUUUAUUUUCAUCGAUCACCAUUUUCCUCCCUCACUCUCAGCGCGUGAGCUCCUUCUUUGGGAUGCGCUCCUCUUCAUGUGUUUGCAGUUCGUGAGGAGUUCACUUGUUUCCAGCGGAGUCCUGAGAGACAAACAGCAGCUCUGAGAAAAGCCUCCAGCAGGAAGAACACGAGGAACAUGGAGAACAGUCCUGGUGGUGGUGUCAUCCUGUACGCCGGUUCAUCCGGCAGCGCCAGUCCAAGUCCCGGCAGCCCAUCCAGUGGAUACCAGACCCAGUCGCCGUCCUCCCACUCGCAGCCCUCGUCCCCAGAGGGCCCCUCCUUUCAGGAGAUCGGGGUCCUGAAGCAGAGAAGGGAACGUGGAGGAGGAACCGCCUCCCCAAAAAUGGUCUUUCAGUUUCCUGAGGUGAGCAGUGCUCCAGUCGCCCAAAUUACGACGGUUUCAUCGGCGACCUAUGGUCAUCCCACCGCAGCCAAAAGGCCUUGUGGUUUCACCGGCACCUUCACCAAGACCGGAGGUAUGGUGCUUUUAUGUAAGGUGUGCGGCGACGUCGCAUCUGGUUUCCAUUACGGCGUGCACGCCUGCGAGGGCUGCAAGGGGUUCUUCAGACGCAGCAUUCAGCAGAAUAUCCACUACAAAAUGUGUGUCAAGAACGAACACUGUCUCAUCAUGCGCAUGAACCGCAACCGGUGCCAGCAUUGCCGCUUUAAGAAGUGCCUCUCCGUGGGCAUGUCCAGAGAUGCUGUGCGUUUUGGGCGUAUUCCAAAGCGGGAGAAGCAGAGACUUCUGGACGAGAUGCAGAACUACAUGAACAGUCUGAGUCAGUCUGCGUCCAUGGAGAUGGAGGUGUCCUCACCCCCCGACACCCCCUGCAGUCCUCAGAACCGGGCGAGCGACGGAGCCAUCCUGCAGCCCUACGGCAGCGACGAGAAGCCGCUCAAGAUGGCCGCCGUCGGCCGCUGCCUCACUCCUUCUUUUCCGGGCGCAGAGUCGCAGGAAGCGUCGGUGUCCCAGACGUCGAGCUACCACGUCUCCGCGAACUUCCCCGCUGUGUCCAGCAACGACGACAGCUCCUCGGACACGAGCACGGACAAGUUCACCUUCUCCUCCAAACCCAGCCAGUGCCCCGUCACCGGAAACGUUUCGUCGCCGACGUUUUCAGCCGUUCAGAAUAACGUCCCGAGCAGAGACUUCCAGAACCAAACGUCCUGCCCCUGGAAGCUCAGUGGAGGCGCCAAAGUUCUAGCUUGCCCUCUCAAUUCGUGUCCUGUGGCUCCAGCCAGCCGCUCCAGCCAGGAGGUGUGGGAGUCUUUCUCCCAGUGCUUCACCCCCGUUGUUAAAGAGGUGGUGGAGUUUGCCAAGAGCAUUCCGGGCUUCCAAACCCUGAGCCAGCACGACCAGGUCAUGCUGCUGAAAUCCGGCACCUUCCAGGUUCUCAUGGUGAGGUUCUGCUCGCUGUUCGAGCCCAAGGAGAGGACGGUAACCUUCCUCAACGGACAGACGUACUCGCUGCCGUCGCUGAGGGCGCUCGGUAUGGGCUCCCUGCUGGACUCCAUGUUCGACUUCAGCGAGAAGCUGGGCUCGUUGGGCCUGGAGCAGGACGAGAUGGCUCUUUUUAUGGCUGUUGUGUUGGUGUCUGCAGACCGCUCAGGUGUGGUGGAGGUGGGAGCCGUGGAGAACCUGCAGGAGAACCUAAUAAAAGCUCUGCGCUCGCUCAUCACCAGCCGCCGGCCGGACGACAGCACGCUCUUCCCCAAGCUGCUGCUGCGCCUGCCGGACCUGCGCACGCUGAACAACCAGCACUCCGACAAGCUGCUGGCUUUCCGCAUCGACCCCUGAGCGUGACGGGGUCCGCGCCGCUUCACGUGGACUCGCUAUCGGAGUCCUGUUGGCUCCUAACGCGAGCUUGACUUUACGUUCAGCGCACUGACCUCUCUGCCUCAUGGACAGCUCACGCUGGGGGGAAGUGUGAGAAGAAACAGCCACAAACCCACCAGAGAAUAAGGUGCAGCAGGAGGUGGAGCUCAUCCGUUUGCUUCCACCUGGACUGAAGAAAAAGUUUUUGUUUUUCUUUCGAGUCAGUGUCAAACCACCUCUUCUUCCUCCUGACGUUUGUCAAAAGUUUUUAUUCCGAAGACCAAAAAGCAGAAUCUUCGUCCCGCCUCGUUAAGCUAACAAGAAAGCACAGAUUAAACAAACAAAAAAAAAAACACGUAACCAAGAGUGAAAAUUCUUGUUACAAGAGUAAAAACACACUUUCCAUAUGUAAAAAAUUUUAUAUAAAAACAUUUUAGCAAUAGCUUUGUCUAACAUACAGUUAGAGCUGUUUGUGUUUGCCCUGUUU
Messenger RNA from Nematolebias whitei (Rio pearlfish), 2650 nucleotides. RefSeq names its product nuclear receptor subfamily 1 group D member 1. Gene Ontology annotation, molecular function: zinc ion binding; nuclear receptor activity; RNA polymerase II cis-regulatory region sequence-specific DNA binding. The coding region runs from base 484 to 2145 and encodes 553 amino acids. Gene Ontology annotation, cellular component: nucleus. The record is from RefSeq and is a predicted model, not a curated record. The transcript is spliced from 8 exons. NCBI's taxonomy places the organism in Eukaryota, Metazoa, Chordata, Actinopteri, Cyprinodontiformes, Rivulidae. Gene Ontology annotation, biological process: negative regulation of transcription by RNA polymerase II; positive regulation of transcription by RNA polymerase II; retinoic acid receptor signaling pathway.